Ornithodoros turicata is the source of this 1430-nucleotide messenger RNA. RefSeq names its product tachykinin-like peptides receptor 86C. Bases 159 to 1424 code for a protein of 421 amino acids. Gene Ontology annotation, cellular component: plasma membrane. Gene Ontology annotation, biological process: G protein-coupled receptor signaling pathway. NCBI's taxonomy places the organism in Eukaryota, Metazoa, Arthropoda, Arachnida, Ixodida, Argasidae. The transcript is spliced from 5 exons. Gene Ontology annotation, molecular function: tachykinin receptor activity. The record is from RefSeq and is a predicted model, not a curated record.
UUCACUUCUCCAUGUGCGGAGGACCUCGCAGGAGUAACGCUCGAUAGCAGACGGCACGUUCCAACUCGUCGCGACUGCCGAAUCGAACAGCAUGCAAAGCCAGAUCGACGUGUUCGCGUUCGUGGGAAGCUAACCGCGACCGCCAGCGGCGACCUGUAAUGCUCGUACCAGACCUUCUGGACCACCUAAUCAACAUGACAAGCGCCAUGCCUGCAUUCGCUAACCUUUCGUCGCUUUACGACGACGUGUACCAGGCCAACGUGUCGUCGGCCGUCAUUGAAGUGAAGGGUGAACGCCAGUUCGUGUUGUCCCCCAUUGUGCAGAUACUCUACGUCGCGCUGUUCGGGGGUAUGGUUGUGGCCGCGAUUGUGGGGAAUGCUAUCGUUGUGUGGAUUGUCUUGGCUCACAGGAGGAUGCGGAGUGUCACAAACUACUUUCUUUUGAAUUUGUCUCUGGCGGAUAUGAUGACGGCCACGUUCAACACGUCGUUCAAUUUUCUGUACAUGCUGGAGAGCCACUGGGCCUUCGGGAAGACGUACUGCGUCUUCAAUAACUUUGUGGCCAGCCUUACAGUGGCUUCUUCGUCCUUCACGAUAGCAGCCAUGAGCAUAGACAGGUAUUUCGCCAUCGUGCAGCCCUUGUGCAGGAGGCUGCCCCGGUGGCUCGCUGUGGCCAUCAUUUGCGCCAUUUGGGCCUGCUCUGCCCUGUUGUGCCUGCCUGCAUUGAUGUACACCACCACCAACUCGUACCGCUACCCGGACCGCAGCGUUCGCACAGUCUGCACCGUCGUCUGGCCGAAUGAGCUACCGCCGCCUUUUGUGUCCUACACGGAAUACGUGUACGACAUCGUAUUUCUACUGCUGACUUAUCUGGUGCCUGUCCUUACCAUGGCAGUAACCUACACACGUAUGGGCAUGGUCCUUUGGGGAAGCAAAUGCAUAGGAGAGGUGACAGAACUCCAAAGGAACGCAUUGCGAAACAAGCAAAAGGUUGUGCGAAUGCUCAUCACAGUGGUGACGCUGUUUACUGUUUGCUGGCUGCCCUACCACAUCUACUUCCUCUACGUCUUUCACCACCCCAACGCCACCUACUCGGAUUACACCCAACACGUCUACUUGGCCAUGUACUGGCUCGCGAUGUCGCAUGCCAUGUACAAUCCCAUGGUGUACUACAUCAUGAACAAAAGAUUCAACACAUACUUCAAGCGCAUUCUGUGCUGUUGCCUUCCGCGACAGCUUGCGGCCAAAUGCUUGCCAAACGCAACUGGCCGCAGCAACGAAGGAUCACGCACUUGGACCCAACGGUUCUCUCUCAAACAGAGACGACGGCACAGCACAGCGAGCAAGCGGCAGCGACACGAUGAUCUCAACGGCAACCCUGUGGUUCACAAAGGUUCAAUAAACGAUGGCAUUGCGUGCUUAUGAACACCG